UGAAAAAUCAGAACCACCAAUUUUAUUUGCACCCUGAUUUCAUUUUAAAAAAAAUAUUGCUUCAUAAACUAAAACCAAAAUUGUUUAAAUAGCCUUUGUAAAGUAAGUGUGUGUGUGUGUGUGUGUGUGUGUGUGUGUGUACACUGUUUGUGUGCGUGCAGGGGUGUAUGAAUGCAGUGUGUGUCUGUGUGUCUGUGUGUAGGUUGGUGUGUAUGUACUGUUUGUGUGUGCAGGGGUGUACGUACGUGCUAUGUUUGUGUGUAUGUACUGUCUGUGUAUGUAUGUACUCUGUGUGUGUGUGUGUGUGUGUGUGUGUGUGUACCCCGUGUUGGAAUUUGGUUAUUCCGCUUUAGAAGUCCGAGGCGAGUUCCUCUGCGCUGUUUCAGGCUGCUCCUGUAAAGGAUCCCUUCUUUUCCGAGAGCAGUAACGGGAGCUUCGUCCACAAACUCCGAGUCCAGAGAGGAAGUAACUGUUCUCUCUCUCUCUCUCUCUCUCUCUCUCCAUUAACGCAAACCAGGUGGAAGAGCUCCGCCGCGCACUACACAGCAAGCGGACGAAAACAGCGUCUGAUCCCUCUUUCCUGCUGAUGGAAUAAGUUUUACAGUCGUACUGGGAGAUUUUAUACGUGUUUUUAAUCCUGGCCUUUACUUCUGCUCCCGGUUCCUCUUGGCCAGAGCUCAGGAGCGCAGUUUUGGAGCAGACGGAGGGAGAGAGGCGGUGCUGGAGUUCCGCUACUCUGCAGCUCCUUGGGGGAAAAAAGAAGAAAGAGCGCUUUUAACCUUUUUCCACAGGCUUGGCUGCAUAUUCUGUAGCGUGUCCUGCACUGCGUGAGGAUGUGGCCAGGUUUGUGAAGGCGCAUUGCCUUGGCCACCGUCACUGCGCGUGAUUUCUCUCUUUCCUUCUCCAGAAAAGUUUGAACGCAGCUUUGAAAGUUUGAUGGUUUCCUAAAUUGCGUGUGCGCGGAAUCCUGAGCGCAUCGGUGACCGUUUAGAAGGAUGCAAGAGCGACUCUAACAUCACAUCCCAUCCCAUCCAUGGUACCCUAUGUGUCUGGGCAUAGGGAUGCUGCUGCGCCGGAUCCUGGGGAUCGGGACGCUGAGGCGCACAUGGCGCACGGCCCCGCUUGUGCUCGUGGGGCUCGCUGUGUUUCUUAUCUACCACACCUCUGUGGUGAACCGGACAGGCUUCAGACCUGGACAAGAGGACCAAAAGAACAAAUCUGUGAUGAGGGACCGCACAGUGCUUCUCAAGCACCCAGAAGAGCUUGUCUCUUUACUGGAAGCGUGGCAUGAUCACAAUGAAGUACACUGGUCUGAGAGGAGCUGUGCGGGGAAGGCCAUCAUGUUGACGGGGCAGCACGUCCCCUCAGACACAGAGGUGCAGCUUUAUCACAGAGUCCUCCAGGAGCAGGGUUACCAUGUCAGCCAGGGACGCUACGCUGAGACCAGUGCCACCCUCACACACAGCAGUGGAGAUGGUCAGGAAUGGUCUCUCUUGAUAUGUCUCAAAGGAACAGAAAAAAGUUGCCUCCGAAAAAUCAACUUUGCCCAUUCUCAGCCAUACCAGAGGGUCAACAUUAUACCAGCGUUUGUUGGGGCUUUCAUGGAUAUGGGCGGAGUCUGUCGAUUUCUAACGGACAGCCGUUUCUCAGGCAUGUCAUUACCCAUAAUUCCAUCUGCCUGCACCUCCUCCAGACCAGAACUGGGAAGAACUCCUCAUCACACUGAACACAUCUGGACCCAAGCUAUCCAGUCUGGCUCCCUAGCCAAUCAGGGUCUGGUAGCCUUAGUGAAUGUAUAUGUCUUGGUCGCGUCAGCGACGCCCCUCACUGCAUUCCUGCAUCGUACAGGCUUGGUCAGGACUCAUCUGGACAAACACAGUUAUAUUACUCAGCUGCAGUCAUUCUUUGCAGAUAGGCUGGAUCCUACAGCGGCUCUCCAGGCGUCUGAACUCAUGAAGCAGGUCAUCAGUGAGGUUCUAACAGCUGCUGUUUUAACCACCGCCGACUCCAGCUCUCCACCGAGGUGUUCACUGUGUUUUCAAUUGAUGACUUUCACAUUGCAUUACAAUGCCUCUGUGCGUCCUGUAGCGGUUAAGGUGCAGACUGACUUGCACUUUGACGGUAUAAAAGAUCCAGACUUUGACGGGCAGAUCACCAAAGAGUACAUAUUAGAAGACAUGCUGAAGCUCCUCUUCCCAGCAUGCAGCAGUGAGGACAGAUCUCCUCAAAGUAUUCAGGAUACAGCGGAAAUCAAGUACAGUGGCUGUGAGCAGACAAACAGUUUGUGCUUAACGCCGCAUAAAAUGCAGUUCCUGCUUCAGUUUCAUCAGCAGCUCAAGAGAUCUGGCAGCUUUCAUCUGCUCUACCCUAGAUCAUCUCCUUUCUCCAAUCUCCGGCAUGAUGUCUUUCAAAGAUUCCCUACUGCAGAGGAUUCUGGGAGGGCACCAGGUCUCUCAGCCCUACUCCAACAACUCAGCUCAUCCUACACACAGAGCAGUGAUGAUCCAGACAGGCCUGAGAAGUGGGAUUCACAGCCACCAGAAUCAGGGAGGUGUGUGCAGCCCCAUCUCCGUCAGCUAUAUACCGAUCCUCCUCUGGUUCUAACUCCGCUCUUUAACCCCUGGGUGAAGGAGUACCGAGCUGAGGUACCGUUUGACGUGGUUACUAUCCGGAUCAGGCCGGAGCCUGUGAGCGCAAAGUGCCACGUUCACCUGGACGAACAUUGCGGCCCCAGAACGGCGAACUACCCGCUCGGCCUGGGCAACAGCCGCAUCAGCAUUCUGCUGAUGGACGAGUCAGGGGAGGAGCCUGUCGUCAUGACGAUAUACACUCUGCACAUAUUCCGGGAGAGCCGGCCCAGCCUGCCGAUGUUUGACGAGUAUGUGAUGUGCGGCUUCAUACAGGACUGUGGCCUGGUGGUCAGACCUGAUCAACCCUGUGGCCUGGAGCCUGUUUCUGAGCUUAAAUCGUCUCAGCCUUGCUCUUCAGGAGAUGAACCUGGGCACUGGGUGGUGCCAUGCCUAAGCUGCUCAGACAACAGGACCUGUGAUUGGCGGGAGGUUGCCUGGCAACCGGACAGCUGUUACUACCCUGUAUUGGAGCAGCCACAGCUGCAGCGGUGCAUGAUGGACAAGAAGGUCCUGUUCAUUGGUGACUCUACUAACCGGGGGAUGAUGUACUACCUGAUGGAGCGAGUAAACACUACACUGGAGGAUUGGGACAAGGCUCACGACACCAUCAUCUACCACAAUCUGAACCAGGGCAGAACGCUCAUCAGCUACUCCUACUACCCCCAGUUCUGGCUACACAAGAACCAGAGACCCACCUUCCAGCAAGCACUGGAACAGCUCAUAGAAAGGUCACGACCUCUGGAAAACUCCCCUCAGACAGUGCUGGUUGCUGGAGGGGUCCAGUGGCUCAGUCUGGAGCAUCUGAGGACCAUGCAGCAGGUCCUUGAGAGAGAGAAGCUGCAGAACAUCAUGGUGGUGGUGAAGUCUUUAGGAAUGGGGUUUCAUCUGCCAGUGGACGGCAUUCACUCGCUCUCUCUGAAUGGAGUGCAGGACCUCUUCGGCGUGAACAAGAACAUUCUGGAAAGUGCAAAGCGCCUCAGGUACGAGGUGAUCGACACGUUCAGCAUCACCAUGGGCCGCUAUAAGGAGUUUCUUCAGGGCCGCUGUGCCUGCCAUUUCCACGAGGUUGGUAAGCCGUCGCUUCCCACAGUGCCUGCCCACAAAAGGCUGCAGAUAGUGAGCCAUGCUGGAGAGAGUGUGAGUGUGACUAGCACGAGGCCAGAGCCGUCGUCUCGACCCAGCUCAUCCUACCAUGUGAAGGGAGCAGUGAACCAAGUGUACUCCGAGAUCCUGCUCAGCCGAGUGUGCAUGCCUUAUAUCCACAACGGGACCAGUAGCCAGCGCUGACAGAGACUUACUGAGCUGUUAGCUGGUGUGAAUAAAGUGUGUGUGUGUUGGGAGCAUGUUGUCCGUCCAUCCAUAGGAUGUAUAUAAUUGUAUGAAAUGAAGCCAUGCAGUGCUCUGCAGAAAAAAGUGUUUUUGUGUGUGUAUGUGUGUGCGUGUGUGUGUGUUAAGUCUUCCAAAACGACUUCAGCAGCUGCACCUUAGUUCGAAAGUGUGACACUGGUGGAAGCCGACUGUGAAACCUUUCCACAAUGUCCAUGUAACGUUCCCAGGAUGUUUCUGGAAAGGUUUCAUGGUUUCCAGGAGUGCCUUUGAUGUCGCACGGCGUCGGAUUGUCACUUUUAUGGAAGCUCGGGUGACUCUGUGAAGUGUCGCGUUUAACCCCUAGCCUCAAACCUUCCAAUCCCUCACAAGUGCUGAGCUGCGUUUAUGCCAAAGGUCUUAUGAAGAUUAUGUAUACCUCAUAUUUCUAUAGCCCAUAUAUUUUUCUACAGAUGUCUUUUAUUUCCAUGCCUUUAAUGGCCAAUGUAAUAUAAUCAGUGUAAAAUAUUUUGCACAUGCUGUUUAUAUAUAUAUAUAUA
Molecule: messenger RNA, 4495 nt
Organism: Pangasianodon hypophthalmus (striped catfish)
Lineage: Eukaryota; Metazoa; Chordata; Actinopteri; Siluriformes; Pangasiidae
Gene: cped1
Product: cadherin-like and PC-esterase domain containing 1
Exons: 21
Coding region: 1044-3917 (957 amino acids)
Source: RefSeq, a predicted model, not a curated record